Dictyostelium discoideum AX4 is the source of this 618-nucleotide messenger RNA. It is a transcript of the gene commd8, whose product is annotated as COMM domain-containing protein 8. The transcript has 2 exons. Bases 1 to 618 code for a protein of 205 amino acids. The record is from RefSeq and is a predicted model, not a curated record. NCBI's taxonomy places the organism in Eukaryota, Evosea, Eumycetozoa, Dictyosteliales, Dictyosteliaceae.
AUGAGUUCAGAAAAAUCAACAUCAAUUGAAAAAUUAACCAAAUAUUAUAGUUUACAAGUUGUUUCACAAGAAAGAUUAUAUAAUUUUUUACCAAAGAUUAAUAUUUUAGGAUCAGAUAAAGUUUGUUGUGAUUUCAUUCAUUCAUUAAUUGAUCAAAUAUGUGGUAAAAUCAUUUCAUUCGAUAGAUUUAUAAAUGAUGAAAAUCAAAGAAUAAUAUAUCAACUUAUUAGAGUUUACACUUUAUUUAUAAAUAAAGUUGUUGGUAAAGAUUUAAAAAAAGAAUUUAUUUGUGAAGAUUUAAAAACAUCAAAUGUAGAUAAUAUAUAUAUUACAGCUAUUUCAGAUUGUAUUAUUUCAAGAUUCCAAGAUAUUAAAAAAGAAUUAACAGAAAAAUUAUCAACCAUUAGUUCAUCAUCAUUAAGUGAUUUCGAUUGGAAAAUGAAUGCAAUCCUAUCAAGUGAUAGAAUUAAUAUUGUACAAGAAAAUGUUUUAUUAUUAAAUCUUACAAUCGAAACAAAUAUAAAUGAUAAAAAAGAACAAGUUUUAAUUGAAUUAUCAAAAAAAGAAUUGGAUCAUAUUUUAGAAACUUUUGAUCAAAUUAAUGAAGUAAGUUUUUAA